Sparassis crispa is the source of this 375-nucleotide messenger RNA. RefSeq lists its product as hypothetical. The record is from RefSeq and is a predicted model, not a curated record. The coding region runs from base 1 to 375 and encodes 124 amino acids. NCBI's taxonomy places the organism in Eukaryota, Fungi, Basidiomycota, Agaricomycetes, Polyporales, Sparassidaceae. The transcript is spliced from 2 exons.
AUGCCGACGCCAGAGUGCUCGCUCGAGCGGUGGAAGGCCGUGCCCACAACGGCGGAAGUGCUAUUCAGCCUGCGCCUUCCCUACAAGCCCCCACGGAGCCCAGUCGCUGCUUUCAUCUGGCGCAAGCGGCUAUGGUUCGAGACGACCUUCGGAUUGGAGAGCGCUGAAUCCUGGGAGAAGGUACUCGUGCUCAUGGUGUACCUCACCCCCUUCGUGCUUCUGCUGGUAAUCAUAUACAGCUACCUCCCGACGCUCGUCCAAUUUCUUCAGCGCCGUGCUGUGCAUCAUCUCACUGGCCACGAGCCAUACGCACACGCAACCGCUAAGCAUGUGCUUACAGGCUGGGCGGCAGGCAAUGCCUCUGGCGAGCUAUAG